AUGGAUGAAGUGAGACGGUUUCAAAGUACAGAACAUGAACUGAAGAGUGCUAACAUCUCCUCAAUCAGCAUGGAGAAUUUCAUUACAGGCUUUGCGGGCCAUGAGGCCCAGCAUCGUGCGGCCAUGCGUCGAGUUCUCGGAGAGAAGAACUACGAAUACUUCUUCGAUAAAUGGCUUGAAUACUUCUUCACCGAAGCCGAUGCAAAAUUCUUCGCACAGCUUGGAUUGAACUGCCUCCGUCUACCAUUCAAUUAUCGGCAUUUCGAAGACGAUAUGAAUCCCCGCGUACUGAAGACAUCGGGAUUCAAGCACUUGGACCGAGUUGUGGACCUGUGCGCAGCACAAGGCAUUUAUACCAUCUUGGACAUGCACGCCGUCCCCGGCGGUCAAAACCCAGACUGGCAUUCCGACAAUCCGACCGGCUAUGCGGCAUUCUGGGACUAUAAGGACCACCAAGAUCGAACGGUGUGGCUCUGGGAACAGAUUGCAGCAAGAUACAAAGACAACCCCUGGGUUGCUGGGUACAAUCCCCUCAACGAACCCUGCGAUCCGGAGCAUGUGCGUCUCCCGGCCUUCUAUACGCGCAUUGAGAAGGCCAUUCGAGAAAUUGAUCCGAACCACAUACUAUGGCUGGAUGGAAAUACUUUUGCAAUGGAAUGGAAGGGAUUUGACAAAGUUCUGCCAAACUGCGUAUACGCUAUGCACGAUUACUCAUCUAUGGGAUUCCCAACUGGUGAUCCAUACAAGGGAACCUCUGACCAAAAGGACCGCCUAGAGCGCGGAUACCUACGGAAAGCCAAAUUCAUGAGCGAGAAAAAGACUCCCGUCUGGAACGGAGAGUUUGGUCCAGUAUACGCAGACCAGAUCCUUGACGUGGACGCCAAAGCCGUGAACCAGGAGCGGUAUAAUCUUCUCGGGGAACAGCUGCGCAUCUAUGAUAAGUACAACAUCAGCUGGUCGAUUUGGCUCUACAAGGAUAUCGGCCUUCAAGGCAUGGUUUACACAAACCCAGAAAGCAGAUGGAAUAAGACAUUGAAGCCGUUCCUCGACAAGAAGAACAAGCUUUGGCUAGACAAAUGGGGUCAGCGGCCUGCUUCUGAACCAGAGGCUGCACUCAGACCACUGGUCAAUUGGAUCGACAGUGUGAGUCCAACUGCCAAGGAAACGUAUCCUACGUCCUGGAACACCGAGAUGCAUGUUAUGCGCAAUGUGUUCAACACAUUCCUGGCGGCAUCUUUCGUGAAUGAUUUUGCUGAGUUGUUCCGGGGAGCGAGCGAGGAAGAUCUCGAUGAUCUAGCCAGGAGUUUCCACUUUGAGGCAUGCUUAAAACGUGAGGGCUUGAACCAGAUUCUGAGAAACCAUGCGCAUGCCUCUACCUAA
Molecule: messenger RNA, 1380 nt
Organism: Penicillium olsonii
Lineage: Eukaryota; Fungi; Ascomycota; Eurotiomycetes; Eurotiales; Aspergillaceae
Source: the annotation of a GenBank genome assembly